Messenger RNA from Python bivittatus (Burmese python), 4908 nucleotides. The record is from RefSeq and is a predicted model, not a curated record. Lineage: Eukaryota; Metazoa; Chordata; Lepidosauria; Squamata; Pythonidae.
CCUCCUUUCAUUCUAGGGACAGCAAUACCAUACAUCAUGAGGGCAGAAAAAGAGAUAAAAGAAAAAAGCCAUCUGCACCACUGUAGAAGCCUGAACAACUAUUUCAUGAUGGACAUAGAUGAUGAAGAGAAUAUGAGUUCAGGCAGCCUUGAUAUUAAAGAGAACCGCAACAUGGACAACAUUUCACCUAAAGACGGGACUGUGCAAGGUGCCGGGGAGGGGAAUCAGCUUCCUAAUGGUGGUGGCACCAGCAGCAGGAAGCGGCUGUUGGAAGAGGGGAGCAAUGGUCACUCCAAAUUCCGCCCAAAGAAGAAGAAGAAAACUCCAGGUCCGGUGCUGCCCAAGAAUGCCCUGAUGCAGCUGAAUGAAAUCAAGCCUGGCUUACAGUACAAGCUUCUCUCCCAAACAGGACCAGUUCAUGCUCCAAUUUUUGUGAUGGCAGUAGAAGUUAACGGGCAGGCGUUUGAAGGAUCUGGCCCUACAAAAAAGAAAGCAAAACUUCAUGCAGCUGAGAAGGCACUGAGGUCUUUUGUUCAGUUUCCUAAUGCGUCAGAAGCCCAUCUAGCAAUGGGAAGAACUCUUUCUGUAAAUACAGACUUUACUUCUGACCAGGCCGAUUUCUCAGACACGCUCUUCAAUGGAUUUGAAAACCCAGUUCAGUCUGAUCAUUCCUUUUAUUUGGAAUCCAAUGGAGAUGGUUCCUUUAGCUCCAGUGCAGAUUUCAGCCUCUCAUCAGCUGUGGCUAGUAGCCUUAUCCAGUCAUCUCUCCCUGCCCCAUCAUCAUAUGCAUCUACAAGUGGGAAGAAUCCAGUGAUGAUACUAAAUGAACUUCGACCAGGGUUAAAAUAUGAAUUUAUUUCAGAAAGUGGAGAGAGUCAUGCUAAGAAUUUUGUAAUGGCCGUGUCAGUGGAUGGCCAAACUUUUGAAGGAUCUGGACGGAACAAAAAACUUGCAAAGGCUCGGGCAGCUCAGUCCGCUCUCGCAUCUCUGUUUAAUAUGCAGUUGGACCAAACACCAUCUCACCAGCCUAUUCCUAGUGAGGGACUCCAGUUACACUUGCCACAGGUUUUAGCUGAUGCCGUUGCACGCUUGGUCGUAGAGAAAUUCAGCGAUUUGACAGAUAACUUUACAUCACCUCAUGCACGUAGAAAAGUGCUAGCUGGUGUUGUCAUGACAACAGGUACUGAUGUGAAAGACGCUCAGGUUAUAAGUGUUUCUACAGGAACAAAAUGUAUUAAUGGAGAAUAUAUGAGUGACCGUGGUCUUGCUUUGAAUGAUUGCCAUGCAGAAAUUAUAGCUCGGAGAUGCCUACUUAAAUUUCUUUAUACACAACUUGAACUACAUUUAAGCAAUAAGGAAGACCAACAAAAAUCUAUUUUUAUCAAGUCAGAACAAGGUGGCUUUAAAUUGGAUGAAAAUGUGCAGUUUCAUCUCUAUAUCAGCACCUCCCCUUGUGGUGAUGCUCGGAUUUUUUCACCACAUGAAGCUGCCCAAGAAGAUCAAGGAGACAGACACCCAAACCGGAAAGCAAGAGGUCAGCUACGUACUAAAAUUGAAUCUGGGGAAGGAACGAUCCCUGUCCGUUCUACAACUACAAUCCAGACAUGGGAUGGAGUUCUUCAGGGAGAGAGAUUACUUACUAUGUCAUGCAGUGAUAAGAUAGCUAGGUGGAACGUACUUGGUAUUCAAGGAGCAUUACUUAGCCUCUUUGUGGAGCCAAUAUAUCUCUCAAGCAUUAUCUUGGGAAGUUUGUAUCAUGGAGACCAUUUGUCCAGGGCAGCAUACCAGCGGAUAGCAGAGAUUGAAGAUCUACCACCUCUUUAUAUGCUUAACAGACCUUUACUCAGUGGUAUUAGCAAUGCUGAAGCCCGUCAGCCAGGAAAAGCACCUAAUUUCAGUGUAAACUGGACAGUUGGAGAUGCUGGCCUGGAAGUUAUUAAUGCUACGACAGGCAAGGAUGAGCUUGGUCGUGCAUCCCGUCUUUGUAAGCAUGCAUUAUAUACUCGCUGGAUGCGUGUUUAUGCAAAGCUUCCUGCCAGCCUUCAUUCAAAAGUCAAUAAGCCAAAUAUGUAUCAUGAAACAAAACAGGUAGCUGCAGAAUAUCAAACUGCCAAAGAGUGUUUGUUUAAAGCAUUUCUGAAGGCUGGCCUUGGGGCCUGGGUGGAGAAGCCUAUAGAGCAGGAUCAGUUUUCCCUGGUUGUCUGAACUUCGUGGGACUCUGAUGGAAGCUCCAGUUUCUGUAUCAACAUUUCAUCUGUACAUCUGUAACAGCAGCUUUUUAACUUUUGUGGUUUGGGGAACUAACUUGUGACCAAUUACUUUUUGUUUUGUUGAGUUAAUUCAAACUAAUGAAAAACUGAUAGUAUAGUAACUAGCUUGGAAUCAAAACAAAAUUAUUUGAUUACUAUCUCAAGACUUUAUCUUUGCAGGAAAAAAAUCUCAGUGCAAUUUUUUCAAGAAUUCAUCUACAGUUUUUAACAAUUAUUUUAAUGCAUUGCCGUCAGAUGCAUAUAUAAUGCACAUUGAAUAGAAUUUUUACAUGCCACUCAAGUAUGUACUUUGAUUUUGUGUUCUAUUUUCAGAGCCUUAGAAAAAGAAAAAAAAGAAAAGUUAUGCACUUUUAGAGUUUUAUUUUUAAAUUGAUUAAUAUCAUAGGAAUGAUACAAAUUACAAAACUGGACUGGAGUUUAGACAGUUUUUCCUGCUUCUGCCCCCCCCCCCUUUAAAACACAGCUCUCUUUGCUGUGUGUAUGUGAUACAGUUUUUAACAUGCUACUUUUUAUUCCAUUUUAAAAUACUUGUCUUCAGUUAGCAUUUAUAUACGUUGUGAUGUUACUGGUUUUUACCAUUGUAAACUGGAAAAUAUUUGUAAACUAAUACAGUGUAGAUUUCAGCUUACAUGUAGGUGGUUCUGUGUUUCACAGGAACCUCCUGAAGUACCACAUUUAUCAUAUUAUCAGUGUGGUGGCCAUUUCAGAACACUUUUUUUGUGAGAAAUAUGCUGAUUUGCCAAAAACCAACUGCACAUGAGCACCACAACAGUUAAAGAAGUGAAAGGUUAUUCUAAGUUAAACUAUAUGCUUUUUAAACAUUUAACUUAUUUUCAGCCAAACUGUAUAUAACUAUGAGGUUAUGCUGCCUGUGACUGUAAACAUAUGGAUAUAAAACUACCUACCCAGAUUAUUCUGCAAUGUAGUUUUGAUUGAUCUAGUAUAAUAGGAAUACAUGUCAAGCACCUAUUUAUUUAUGAAGUACCUGAUCCAUCAGCAUGUUUGUACGUGUCUGGAUCUCUCAAAGACAGCAAUAUUAGCAGAGGGAAUUAGUACCUGUGCUGAGCAUAGGUCUUCAGUCUCCCUACUCUGCUUAACAAUCAUGGCAACCGCACUGCACAGACUAUUAGCUGCAAAGGCUCUCCCUGAAAUGCAGUGUAUAUAUGUCCUAGUGUUGAGCUAACUAAUCCAUAAAGCCAGCUCUUCUACCCACUUUCAGUGUUUCACAAAGCAUUUACUCUGUUUAUUGAUUGAUACCUCACCUCUAGCUUUAUCUCAAUCAGAGGAAGUUAGUUAUAAACAUGAAAUUGUGCUAGGAUUUUAUUUCAGUAAUAAAGAAAUCUAACUGUAGAGCUAAAACUAAAUUAAUAACAAUAAAAUAAAAAUCAGAGUUUGGUUUUUUCAAUUCCAUUCUGGCAAAGUAUGUCAUGUAGGUUUAGCACUGUUAAUAAUUCUGACUGUUCUCAUGCUUGAAAUGGUAACAUGUUUUGCUAAAUCAAUGCCAGGAAUUUCAGGUGUAAUACUAGAUGUAUAUCACAUAUAACUUGGCCUCUAUAGGAUGUGAUGUUCAUAUUGAAGGUUUCACAUCAGCUGUAAGUAUUUUUAAAUAUCUGUGUGAUGAUAUGUAGUAGAUAAAAAUAAUAGCUAGCAUCUCACUUCUGAAUAGAGUCUGGAUAUGACUGUAUACAUUGUAUUGUGUUGAUAGAUACAAACACCAUGAGAGAGUAUAUGCAUGUCCAUGAAAGCCUUAUUCAGUAUUUAGUAAAGAUGACCCUUGUCUUUCUCAAGGGUUCCAUUCCGGUGUAAAACUGUGGAUAAGGAAAUCACAAAUAAUGAGACCUGAACUCUAUGGGAAUUUGGGCAGGCAGGUGUGUGGGGGGGAGAGAAUUCCAGAUUCUAUGGUCAUCUCUUCCUACCAUGAGGAUUUCCUUUCUUCUUCUUCUAGCAGUCAUCUGUGCAAUGGUUUUGUAUUUGCUCUUCCUAUUCUUGCUCAGUCCUAGCAAAUCUCACUGUGUCCACCCAGUCAUGAGAUCCUCACAUAACGCUCAUGUGUCUUCCUCACAGCAAACUCAUAGCAUAUGAGUGGUCAGUGGGCAGCACUAGCAACCGAUGAUGCAAUUGAGAGAUUGUUGCAAGCAGUCUGCAGACAACACUGAUAUCCAGUGAUGCAAUAGAGAGGCCUCCCCAUUGAGACUGUAAAAAUGUCAUGCAGAGUGGAGAAGUCAGCAUGAAUCAUGUGGCAUCUCCAUCAGCAGCCAAGUGAGUUGCUCCAGAGAGAGCCAGCUGCUGCAGAAAACCAAGUGAAGCCUCAUGGCUGGGAUGAUCUGUCAAGAUCCAUCAUGUCUUAGCAAGGAAAAAAAACAAAACAAAUACAGGUACUUUGCACAAAUGACCUAGCUCUAACCCUAAAAAAACAUACUUUAUGCAUGUACAAAGUCCACUUCUCAUUUAAGUACAUGCAUAAAGUAACCAGACAUGGCGAAAAACAGAUAUGCAAAAAACCUUCUGCAACUAUUGAAAUCGGAUCUCUAAUUAUUAGUUGCAGAUAUGCAAAACUGCAGAUAGCAAGGUCCACCUGUUUUUUGUUUAAAAGGAAUUUUUUUUUUUUUUUUUAUCUGCGCUCAGUCGUUACCGACUC